Molecule: messenger RNA, 743 nt
Organism: Anopheles merus
Lineage: Eukaryota; Metazoa; Arthropoda; Insecta; Diptera; Culicidae
Exons: 3
Coding region: 94-681 (195 amino acids)
Source: RefSeq, a predicted model, not a curated record
CCGGUCUUUGACACACUGUUAGUGCAGGUUUUAUUAUUCGACCAACACUCAAUUGAUCUAGGAGCACCAAACAUUGGACCAGUGUGUGCUAGAAUGCGACCUCACAUGAUGUGCAUGUUCGUAUUAUUUAGUGCAUGGUGGGUUAUAGCAAUUGAAAUGAUGCUGUAUCCAAUCAUUACCCAUUACGAUUUCAGAGGCAAUGACAAGUACAUCAAUUCAUCGAUCGUCGUCAUCGGCGCCAAUCCAUUGAACAAAUCAUUUAUACUGGAGUUCUUUGUGUUACGUACAAUAAGAGAUGCAAAGAUCGUUCUGACCCUGUCCGUGAGAGCAUUCGACGGUGUGGGAAAGACCGCACUCUUUACCCGGUUCGUCGACGGUUGCGAAUUCAUACGGCGCCCGAACAGUGAUCGGCUGAUCAAAGCGUUUUAUGAGGAAAUUACAAAACAUAGUAGAAUAAAACGCUGCCCGUACUAUCCAGGUGACUCAAUCAUGUUAAACAUCACGCCGUACUCACUCGCCAUGCCAAGCUUCGUGCCGGAGACGGACUGUUUUUUCGAUGUCAAAACCUUCACGAAUGCACGCACGGAACUCAUCUUCGAAACGCACUGGCACAGUACCAUGACCCGGCGCGAAAAUGUAAGGAAGGUGCUGAGCAAAGCGCAUAAUGUGAAAACGAGAUGAAUGAUUUCAAAAGUCGCAAACACGUGACUGUCAAUAAAGCCUCCUGUAUGGAGAGGAAUGGA